This is a messenger RNA of Fusarium oxysporum Fo47, 1549 nucleotides long. RefSeq lists its product as uncharacterized. The record is from RefSeq and is a predicted model, not a curated record. NCBI's taxonomy places the organism in Eukaryota, Fungi, Ascomycota, Sordariomycetes, Hypocreales, Nectriaceae. The transcript has a single exon. Bases 1 to 1542 code for a protein of 513 amino acids.
AUGCUCAUCAAUUCCUCUAUCCUCUUUCUGGCUUUUGGUGCUAGUGUGCUAGCCAAGCAUCACUAUGGCACUCCCAAAGACCUUUCACGGGUCAUCAACAUCACAUUGACACCCGUGGUGACCCACGAUAAGAUUAGUGGCAUAGCAGGAGAGUACAUCCUCCACUAUCACACCAAGAAGAACCACACGUUGGUCGACAUUCCCAUCAGCCUCGCUGGCAAACCCACUGCAGCUUAUAACACCGAAACCUUGACUGCCAAAGACAAAAAGGGAAAGCUCAAGCUACUCGCUUCAGAAGGCGAGGACGCAGACGGACAGCCUACCCGCUACUUCAGACCUAUCCGGGAUACUGAGGGUCCAGUCACGGUCCGCUUCACGGCUAAGCCAAACAACAAAACCUACCCUCACAUAGGCCCUCUCUUUGACCUGCGGGAGAACGGCCUAGAAAACGUCGGAGGCAUCGUGGGCUCAUCCUGGGCCUUGUUACCUGGCGUUUCCAACCUUACUCAACAGUAUGACUGGUCUUACCGCUGGGAUCUGAGGCAUGCUCCAAAGGGAACUAAUACAGCCUGGACUUGGGGAGAGGGUGCUGGGCCAUUCUAUCUCACCGCUCCUAGGGCAGAUGUUCUCUACACUUACUUCUCCGUUGGUAAACUGAGCCAAUAUCCUCCCACAGGCACCAGGCCUGUUGACCCUAAGCACAAGUUCGGCAUGUAUUGGUUAGACGAGCCAGUCUUCAACGCUACCGAGCUUGCUGGGUUCAUAAACUCAUUCUUCAAUUAUUCCACUACCUUCUGGCAGGAUCAGAGCUCCCUGCCUUAUCGUGUCUUUAUACGCCACAAUGCCCGCGGAGAACUAGGAUCUGGAGGUACAGCACUCAAUCAAUCCUUCUCUUUUGGCUGGAAUGCGCAUAAUGAAACAAACCAAGAAUACUUGCGUCUUCUCAUAUCACACGAAAUGACUCACAAUUGGGCUAUCAUGCCUGGUGCCGGCGCUCUCAACUCCCGAUGGGCAGAGGGCAUGGCUGAAUUUUACUCGUUAAGGUUACUCUGGCGUGCCCAUCUUUUGAACACAACUACCUACGCCAAAGAGAUGAACUACCGCGUCAACAGGUAUUACAUCAAUCCUUACGUCAACUACACCGACGAGGCAGCCUAUGAUCUAGCAUGGAAGGACGCAGCCGCACAACACAUCCCAUACGGAAGGGGUUUGAUCGAACUUGCGAAUAUUGAUGCAGAGGUUCGAAACAAAUCGAAAAAUGCGAUGGGGCUCGAUUUCCUGACCCUCAAGAUGCGGAAGCUGUGCGUCACUGGUAGCGCCGACUGUACCCCCGCUACAUGGCUGAAAUACACGGCGGAUUAUCUCGGCCCUUCAGCAGUCACUGAGUACAACAGGACCACCUCAGGCAAGCCUGUAAUCCAACCACUCCCGGGUAGCUUGGGUCCUUGCUUCGAUGUAGUUCAGACAGAAAGCAACCCUCAAGUGUGGCAGUGGAGGGCAAAGAAGGAGGUUGACAUUGAGAGCGAGAAGUGUAUCAUUUGAAACUUCC